Molecule: messenger RNA, 957 nt
Organism: Neurospora tetrasperma FGSC 2508
Lineage: Eukaryota; Fungi; Ascomycota; Sordariomycetes; Sordariales; Sordariaceae
Exons: 2
Coding region: 1-957 (318 amino acids)
Source: RefSeq, a predicted model, not a curated record
AUGUCAGAACAAGAGAGACCAAGCACCGGCGGCCGGGAGCCCUAUGAACGCCAUCAACGCAGUAAAAGUUCUCUCGUUCGGUUCGAGAAUGGCGUUCCCGUCAACAAAUGUGAUGCCGAUGGCAAGCCCAUGGCCCCAUCAGCUCCAUGGGAAGAAUUCAUGGCAGAGAUACCAGAAGCGUCCAAAGUUGAUUGGAAUGCCGAGGCAUCUUUUCCUCUGCCUGUUGAGUUGAGAAGCCCCCACAAGCGAAACAGGUCGUCGGUGUCGGAGGUGAAAGACGUUCCCAGAAAGAAACAAAGGCAGGAAUCACUCAAAUCACUUGCGGGCUCAAUCGAGAAGAUCUACAGGCCCGAGUCGCCAAUUGAUAGAAGUCGUUGGGAACCCAGCGACUUUCUGGUGGAGACGAACCACCUCUUUGAUCGGACGGCUGCUGUGUUCAGCAAGUUCGGUGACUCAAUUCUCGAGUAUCACCCGGCGUAUGGGUAUGAGUAUUGCGUGAAUGAGAAAAAGUACAUCAGUACCCUGGCUGUGCUUCACGAUGGCUUGUAUGGACGUCCAAAGGAGCGGGACAUUCUGAGACAGAUGGAGCUCAACGACGAAGUCUAUAGGAAAGAAGGAGGGGUCCAGGAGAAGGCGGAAGCUUUCUACAACGUGUUUUUGAAGGCUUUCAACCAAUUUGUUGAGGACAUACUAAAGUUCAACGCGGAGAUGACAGAUGCUUCCAUUCCUCAGGAUGUCAAAAUAGGGAUUCCAUUCUGUGAUACCUUUGAAGAGAAACUGGAUAAAAUGGAGAAUGAACUCAUUGCUUUGGUGGAAGCAGUCGAGAAAUUCAAAGGCGAAGUCCCUGCACUCCCCAAACCUGAAGAAGCGAAAAAGGAGGAUCAUAACAGCCCCUCGACCGAAGAAUGGGGGGAACCUGGCCCGGAUGUUGGCCAGCAUGGCGUUACUUCCGGCUAG